UUUUACGCACAGCAACCCUUGUCAUUUUCGAUAAAGAGUGAUUCUGUUGAAAACAAAAUGUUGUUGCUGAAGGUUUCGGCUCCUUGGUUGCUGCUGGUUUUACUCGGGCAGCUGGUCUCUCUCUCCUGUGGUGCGCGCAAAUCGGACAAAGCCGUGGUUCCAGCCGGUGGCAGAGCGCAUAGGAGUGGGAACAAGGGUGUAGCGGGCGGCCGGGGAAAGUUCACCACCAAGGAAAAGAUGCAGUGCACGUGGGUUGCCAAAGACGUCAGUGACGCGGUCCAGCUGCUGGUCAAAUGUGAGAACCCGGAGGCUCGCAUCAAAGGCGGAAUCACCGACCUGAGCUGUAAGUACAACGCCAAACCUCGGGAAUGCCCGGGCUACCGGUCCGACCCCAAAAACUUCUGGAAACAGGUGGCCCGCGCGCUCAAACGGCUGCAAGGUAAAAUGUGCAAGGACGAGCGCGCGCUGGUGAGGACCGGCAUGUGUAAGCUCGCACCCCGAAGUGCGCACUUCAAGCUGGACAUCUCGAGCUCCGUUGCCUCCGCUCAGGCCGGAGACCCGGAGACUCCCCCUGCGCCGCCAUCAACACCAUCACCCCGCCCUACCCCCUCGGCAACCACAGCCUGCACGAGGAGACGCGCGGACCACAGUAAAACGGCCGAAGAGUUCUGCAGCAGCUCGUGGGCGAGCGUGUGCUCGUUCUUCUUGUCCAUGAUGCAAAGCGAGGAGGACUGCUAGCUCCAGCUUACGGGAGGAGACGUGGUGGACUUCACGCAGGAUUUAUUUUGAGUCUCUUAUUUUUAAUCGGCAAAAUCAGAUAUUCUCUCUGUGCGCAUGCGUAUCAAUAUUAGGCUACACGUUUUACUCAGGUGAGCUUAUUUAUAAGGAGUUUGGCUCAACUAAUCAGAACUGAAGAUUUUCCUAUAAAUGUAACGGCAGAUGUGAAAAGUAAGAUUUUUGUGUUACUGUGUUAACUAGAUUUUUAAAAUCCUUGUGUAUAUCAGUUUUAUACCUUUUUAGAAGUAAAUAUACAUUCCUGUUAUUGUCAUUUUAUUUAAAAAAUUCAACAUAAAGUUAUCAGUCCUCUUUGAAUGGUAUGUCUUAAUCAUAAAGUAGACACUCUAAUUGUUAAGUGCUGCUCACACAAUCAUAGAAUUAUCAUGUGCUUAAACUACAAUACUGUUGCUCAGUUCUCUGUACUUUUUUACUGGAGUGAAUUGUUUCUUCUACCUCUGGUCAUGAGCCAACCACCAAUGU
Molecule: messenger RNA, 1257 nt
Organism: Archocentrus centrarchus (flier cichlid)
Lineage: Eukaryota; Metazoa; Chordata; Actinopteri; Cichliformes; Cichlidae
Product: fibroblast growth factor-binding protein 1
Exons: 2
Coding region: 58-738 (226 amino acids)
Biological process (GO): cell-cell signaling
Molecular function (GO): growth factor binding
Source: RefSeq, a predicted model, not a curated record